Molecule: messenger RNA, 2025 nt
Organism: Cordyceps militaris CM01
Lineage: Eukaryota; Fungi; Ascomycota; Sordariomycetes; Hypocreales; Cordycipitaceae
Product: glutamyl-tRNA(Gln) amidotransferase
Exons: 5
Coding region: 1-2025 (674 amino acids)
Source: RefSeq, a predicted model, not a curated record
AUGCACGAUCUUCCGCCUUGGCUCAUGAAUCAGGGCCAGCGGCUCUUGUGGAUUGUUGAGGCUUCUCUCAGGGUACCACUGCCAACUAGCAAGGUCGCUGCACUACUGCAUUGCGUGAGCGACAUGAACUUCUCACUUGUCGCAGGUUUGCUGCAUAUCGCGACCGUCACUGCCACGCGGGUAGUAUCAACUGGCUCCACGGUCAAAGUGGGCAGUAUUCAUUACUUUGUUCCGCCGUGGUAUGUAGGCAAAGUUGGCAAUGCGGAUGUUGCCGAGGGAGACGACCUACAGCCCGUCACAGUCAUAAACACAAAGACUGCAUCCUUGAAUGAAUCGACCCUGUCCCAAGUUACAAAAUUGUUUUUAGAAAGUGACGAUGUUAUCAACCAAGAGUUUCUCAAAGGCAUGUCGCUUGAAAAAAACUCACACGAAAAGAGACUGACCACUUCCAGUUGUGUACCUGACGUCGGAAACUCCACUGUCCCCGAUGGACCAUAUUUCCUAUCCCAAUCUAGGAGACUCUACUCUGCAUACCGACUAUACACAGAUUUCGCCGGCGCGUUUAGCGAGACAAGCAUCACCGCCCCCGACGGAUCGCACACCGUCCUGCCCGCCAACGUGCCCGGGCAGGCCUUGGCCGUCGCCGUUCCGUCCCGACUGUCCUUUACCAAGACCCCCGAGAAGCCACUCGCCGGAGUCCGCCUCGGCGUCAAGGACAUUUACGACAUUGCCGGCCUCAAGACGUCCAACGGCAACCGCGCGUGGUACCAUCUGUACCCCGAGGCCAAUGAGACGGCCAGCGCCGUGCAAAAGCUUGUCGAUGCCGGCGCCGUGAUUCUCGGCAAGAUGAAGACAAGCCAGUUUGCGAAUGGAGAGACGGCAACGGCGGAUUGGGUCGAUUCCCUGGCGCCGUUCAACCCGCGCGGCGACGGGUACCAGGAUCCGUCGUCGUCGUCUGCAGGCCCGGCAGCAGGAACAGGCAUGUGUGGCGUUUUGAAUCCCGGCGGCUAUGGACUGACAUAUUGUAGCUUCGGGGCAGCGUUCGCAGUCCCAGUCAGCUUCAAGGCAUAUUCGGAAAUCGCCCCAGUGAGUAAAAUGACCCCAACAUUUGCCAACACUCUGACAACAACUUCAGGUCAUGGACUGUCCACAUUGGAUCACACAAUGCCUCUUUCCCCUACAUUUGACACCGCUGGACUCUUGGCUCGCGACCCUAUUCUCCUAUGCGACGCCGCAACGGUCCUCUACCAGCCCAACAUCGCCAACUCUUCCGCCUACCCCAAGCGCAUCCUCGCCGUCGGUUUUCCCACCGGGUCCAGCGCGAAGCUCGACCAGAUGCUGCAGGGCUUUCUGCAUACCCUGGCCGACCUCUUGUCCGCCCGCAGUGCCGCAUUCAACCUGACCGAGCACUGGGCGGCGACCAACCCCGGUGCCGGGCCGCUGCUCGCCAUGAUCAACAGCACGUACGAGGUGCUCUCGGCCCAGGAGCAGGCGCGGCUGGUGCGCGAUCCCUUUUACACCGACUACGCGGCCCGGCACGACGGGCGCCGGCCGCACGUGAAUCCCGCGCCGCUUCGCCGCUGGGCGCUGGGCGACGAGGCCGACGCGACACUGGACGAAGCUGUAGCGAACAAGACGCGGUUCAUGGACUGGUUCAAUGGGCAUGUUCUCAAGGUGGAUGAGGUGACCUGCUCGAGCGACUUAUUCGUGUACGUGCCGCGGACGCCGGCACCAAAGUACAGGGAUACCUACUGGACAGGGCCGCAGGCACCGGGCGCCUUUUCCACAAGCAGGAUUCCGGUCAUGGCUGAGAUACCUGAUAUCGUGAUUCCCAUUGGGGAGAUUGAGUACGAGUCCAAGGUGACAAAUCAUACAGAAUACCUGCCCGUGACCGUGGACUUGAUGGCCGCAAAGGGAUGCGAUGGCAUGCUGUUUUCGCUAAUUCGAGAAAUGCACAAAGUUGGAAUGAUUUCGGAAGUUAGAGCUGGUCGGAGUUUGGUCAAUGGUGGUGACAUCAUGUAUUAA